AUGCGCAAAUAUGACGGCAAAGGACACGACGCAGCCUCACUUGGCGAGCUUCAUCCUUUGCUUUUGCCGUGCCCAAUGCCGCCCUCGCGCGGACAGUCGUCUGAGGCUUAUUUCCGCUUGAUUGAUACUGCCCGACGAUGGAUGAUACGACUAUCAUCAUCCUUACUCUCGAGUUCCGCGUCCAUACCUUUACAAAUAUUGUUACUCGACAUGCGGACGGGCUUGCUGGAAAGCUUCCAAAUGCUGUCCAUGCUUUAUUCGGUGGUCAAUUUUGACGAGAUGCCUAAACUGCUCGACCCCACCUCCAAGCCAUCAAAUCACCGGUCCUAUAGCUCAGUUGGCAUUCUUAUUGUACAGCCUCCUCGAAAUAAAAUUCUUCAGAAAGGUGUCCGAGUAUAG
Molecule: messenger RNA, 399 nt
Organism: Histoplasma capsulatum G186AR
Lineage: Eukaryota; Fungi; Ascomycota; Eurotiomycetes; Onygenales; Ajellomycetaceae
Exons: 3
Coding region: 1-399 (132 amino acids)
Source: RefSeq, a predicted model, not a curated record